AGAUGGCUGUCGGCUGAAGGGUAGUGGUGCGGCUGACACCCGAGGAUUUUCUGCACCAUGAGCAAAAUAUAAGCUUGCUUUUAUAAAUACGGAGUACUUUUCACCAUCAACGGUUACAUAGCAUCUUGAUGACCCGUUUGUAAUCAGGGACCUAUCUGAGACCAUGUGGAAGUGGUACUCUGGAGAUGAGUCAGCCCCUGGUCAGGGAGCACCAGCUCCCCCGGAUGGCAUGAGCAGCCAGUCGGUGGCAGAUAUAACUGAACAGCUGGCUCAGACUGAACAACUUGUGGUUCAGCUGAAAGAACUGAUCCGAGAAAAAGAUAAUGUCCUGCGCACCAAAGACGAGCAGCUUAAGACUGAGAAAGAAGCAUGGGAGGCCAAGCUCUCCAAAAUGAAGCUGCAAAACAAAGCCAAGGUCACCUCAUUAAAUUCUCAACUGGAAGAAUUAAAGAAGCAGCUGCCAUCGUCAGGAGCCAAGGAAACCAAGUCUGAUAUCAGAAAGGCUUCUGGUGAUGGGGACCAGGAGCAUGCUGCCGCAAGCCGUGGAAAAAUCCUAGUGCUGAAGAAAAAAGUGGAGGAACUUGAACUGCAGCUUUCUCAGAAAGAGGCAGACCUGGAAGUUAAGACCAGAGAGCUUGCGGAUCAGAGGCAGCGUGGGGCGGAGAUGGAUGGCAUGCUUGCCGAGAGGGACAAGAAGCUGCAAGAAAAGGAAGCUUACAUUGUUGACCUCCAGCUGAGUGCGUCGGCUGACCUCACCUCCAGAGCCUCAUCCACUCCCACAGAGCCGCUGAAGGUUCACUUAGCAGAAAAAGAUGGUUCCCUGCAGGACCUUCAAGUGCUGGUGCAAAAUCUUACCAAGAAAGUUGGGGAAAGUGAAGAAAAAUUCAGCCUUCUUCAAGAACAGAAUGAAAGCCUUAAGGAGCUUCUGAUGAAAGAGAAGACGCAGUUUGAAGAAAAAGAGAAGAUGUACAAGGAAAAUAUCCAAACGUUUAAAGACAUUAUUCUGGAAAAAGAUAACAAGCUGGUGGAAAUAAACCAGAUGCAUGAACAGGAGCUGUUCAGACUGGCAGCCAAAUCCGAUGCCAGCGCGGACCUUGAGCAGCUACUGAAGGCUUUGAAACAGAAGUUACACGAGAAGGAGGAGGUUCUGCUAGGGAAGACUCAGGUUAUUGACGUUCUUCAGAAUGAAGUGGAUGCCAGGGACCAGCAGAUAAAGGAGCUUGCUGAAAAAAUGAAGCGCCUUCAAGGGGAGAAAGAUAAUAUGCUUUCCAAGCUGGACGCCGAGAAGCAUGUAAUGAGAGCCCAACUCAGAGACCUGAUGCAGAAACAUGAGACUGAACUGAAACAGGUCACAGAGAGGCACGAAAGUGAGCUGUCCGAGAAGCAUCAAGCUUACCUGCAGCUCCAGAGACAACUGCAGGAGCUCAGCAAUAAAAACGCAGCCCCUGCAGAGCAGACAGGAGGGACUCCUCUGGACACAGCUGCUAAUCAGAAAAUGACAGAGUUAGAAGCACAAGCAAAGCAGAAAACCGAGGAGGCCAGUAAAUCCGAAACAAAAUUCCUCAAAAUGAAGGCCUGGUCCAAGUCCAGAAUAAAACAACUGGAGGAAGAGCUCAGAAAAGCACAGUCUGGAAACACAAGCCCUGAUGUGAAUGCUUUAAGGAACAGAAUUGCUGAUCUUGAAGAGGAAAGAGAAGAACUUCAUCAGAAACUAGAGCAAUAUGAAGAACUAAAGAUGAAAAAUGAUGAACUAAUGGCUAAACUUGUGAUCUAUGAAGAGCAACAAAGGAAAAUGCAGGCUGACCUGGAACAAGUUACUAAGAGAGCUGCAUCUCAGACAAGUGAGUCGGGCAGCGUGGAAGAGCUGCAGAGCCAGGUUCUGGAGUGGCAGGAGAUGGUGUCCGAGGCAGAGGCAGUCCGUGACCAGGCCAGGGAGGAGAAGACAGCCAUGGUUUUGAGAAUGAGUCAGAUAGAGGAGGAAAGAGAAGGACUGAUCGAGGAUGACUGGUUCUUUCCUGGCUGCUCCGAUCCAGCCUUAGUCGCUCGGCAGCAGGAGCUGGAGGAGGAACUGGCACAAGCUCGAGGGCUUCGGCAGCAAAGGGGCAAGCAGAAGCAGGUGAACAUCGGCACCCACAAUCUGCAGGAGGAUUUUGAAUUUGAUGGGAAGCAAUCAUAUGAAGAUGCCAGCGUCACUUUAGAGAGCAACAAUUCUGCAGAAGGGGAGAAUAUGGGAGGUUGGUGGCCAGAGUACAGUUCUCCUGAUACAGGCCUGAGAUCGGUGGUUGAAGAGCUGGAAUUGGAAAGAAACCAGCUUCAGGAGCAGAUUCUGGCACUGGAAGAGCGAUGUCAGGACCUUGAAGACAGGCUGCAGCUGCAAGCAAGGAUUGAGUCACUGCAGGUGACGUUUGAUGUAGAUGAAGAAGGGCAGCCGUUGAGGGUUACACAGAAUGAAACAGAACGCCUCCAGGCUCAGUUAGCCAGUGUGCGCAGUCAGCAGAGCAGAGAUGCUGAGAAACACCAGAUUCUUGUCUCCAGUCUGAACGAACAACUGAAAGGAAUGAGCGACCGGAAGGAGACCCUUGAAACAUCUCUCAUGGAGAAGGAGCAGACAUUAGCAAAAACAUCUGUAAAACUGGAACUAAUUGAUCAUCUCAAAGAUUCGUUAAAGGUGCAGGAGGUACAGAACAAAGAGAUCACAGAGAAGCUGUUUCACACGGAGCAAAAACUCUCUGAAGCUAGCAAGAAGUGUAACUCCUAUGAAAAACAAUGUUCCGAGCUGAAGACUUCUGUUACCGAUCUUACACAGAAACUGUCCAUGUUAAAAGAAAAGUCUCAGAAGCAAGAGGCUACAAUAGAAACACUGCAGCGGGACCUGGACCAGACAAACGAUGAGCUUGACAAAUUGAACUCUGCCCAUUUGCAAGAACGGGCACAGCUCAUUCAUGACCUCCAAAGCUGUGAGAGAGAAAUUGAUAACCUUAAAGAUGUUCUCUUGGAAAAAGAAAAGGAAAUUUCUUCUCUUUCUAGUAGUAUGAAUGAGUAUGCUGAGCAAGUCUUGGAGUUGAAACAGCAAAUCAAAUACAAAGAAGAGGAUCUGGCACUAAUGGAAUCAGCCCUAGCUAAGGUAGAGCAGGAAGCUCGAAUUAUAAGAGACUCCCAGUCUUCUGAUCAGCAGGCCUUGAAUGCAAAGAUUGCAGCUCUUAUGGAACAGCUGAAAAGCAUGGAGAAUGAACUUGACAGCAUUAAAGCACAAAAAGAAGAAAAGGUCAGAGAGGCCGAAGAGUUACUAAAGCAUGUCCAGGAGGAUAGGGAGACAAUUCAAGAUCUUCGGAGUGAAAUCCAAAAACAAAAUGUGAAUCAUCGCACUCAUCUCGCUGAAUGCGAGUCUCAGAUCUCUUCCUUGAGAGAACAGGUCACUGCAACAUCUCAGAAAUUGCAAGAGUCUGACAACAAAAGCCAAGCAGAGAUUAGCGACCUUCUUUCCCGUCUUGAAGAAAGCAGUGCUUUCAACAAAGAGCUCAAGGACAAGCUGCAGGAAAAGGAGCAAACCUUCGCAAAUGAGCUGAAAUCCUUAAAGGAGGAGUGCAACAAACUUCUUGCUGAGGUUUCGACUAAAGAUAAAGAGCUGCAGAAGCUAUCUGAACAACUGGCAGAACAGGUGGAACAUCACGAAAAGAUCAAAAAGGUAGUACAGGAGAAACUGGAGACCAUAUCUUCUUUGGAACAGAACCUAAAAACUACUCAGCAAGAAGCAGAAUAUAAUAAACAAAAACAGAAUGAGGAGCUGGAAGCAAGAGUUUUAACCUGUAAAACACUUGAGGAUGAACUCUGUGAUAAAUCUGAGAAUCUUUCAAAAUUGGAAAUUGAUGUGAAAAAUCUUGAACAUGCCAAAGAGGAACUCCAGGCCAUUGUAGAGGAAAAGGAAAAACUUCUUGAAGCACAAAAGCAACUUGUUGCUGAGUUAAGUGAAAAGGUGGCUGUUGCUGCUAAGGACAAUAAGGAUCUUCAAGUCCAAGUGCAUAAAUUUACGGAGGAGAGUGAGAAACUGAGAAAGGCAGUCACUGAUCAAGAGAGAUAUCAUUCAGAGGAGUUUGAAAGGCAAAAGAAGGUUGAGAAUGAACUGCAAAGUAAAUUAUCUCAUUAUGAGACUCAGAUUUCAGAAUACUGCAAGACUGUUGGAAUGCUACAGAAAGAAAAGGAAGACCUAACUUUAAAAACUGAGGAUCUCAAUAUUCUGGAGCAGAAUAAAAAUAUAGUGGCAGAGAAGCUAUUGGAAAAAAAUGAUGAAUGUAGUCAUCUUGCACAAUUAUUAUCUGAAAGUAAAGAAUCAAUAGCACACUUUCAGGAGCAGAUCAAUAUCUUGAAUUCCCAGCUAGACCAGCUGAAAUGUGAUAUUGCUGAAAAGGAGAAAGUUGUUCAAGAUAAAAAUGCACAGUGUGAAUUUCAGCAAGAGCAGCUUGGGCAACUUCAAGAGACAUUGAUUUUGCUUCAGGAGCAGAGUGCAGUUUUAAAAUCAUGCUUGUUAGAAAAAGACUCUGUCUUGCAACAAAGAGCUUUAGAAUGUGAGGCCUCGCAGAAUGAAAUUGUUCAGCAGAAAGAGCUUUUCGAUAAGUUAAAAAUAGAAAUGGAAUCUCUUAAAGGCCAAUGUAUACAGCAAAACCAAAACCUGAAUGAAAAAGAAAUUACCCUUAAUAAUAAGUCUCAGGAGUGUCAAGGGUUGCUUGAUAAAAUAAAUAGGAAAGAUGAAACAGUGACUUCACUGAGCAGACAGUUAGAUGUUACGAAUGAAGAGCUUAUAAAACUUCAGUCAGAAAAUGUUAAUCUUAAAACUACAUUGGAUAAUACAAUUGCUGAUUGCAAACUGCUUAAAGAAGACACAGUUCAGUCAAAAAAUGAGGUGAUGGAGCUUCAGAAACAAGUUCAGGCAUUGAAUGAGCAAAACGCCAAACUUGAAAUAGAAAUUAAGGAAGCAGCUGUAGUUUUAUCAGAAACGCUGAAAGAAAUUGGUGACCUCCAAUCAGAGUUGUCUAGCAGAGAGAGUAGUAUAGUCUUCUUGAAAGAAGAGGUGGUGGGAAUUAAUUCAGAAAGAUUAAGUUUAAAUGUGGCUUUACAAGAGAAGAUAGAAGCUUUGAAUCAGCAGGAGAUAUUUAUAAAGCAGUUGCAGACCAAAUCAAUAGAGGGGGAAGGACAGCUUAGCCAAAACAUGGUAACAAUUACUGAGUUACAAAUACAAGUGCAGGAAUUGCAAACUUCACUGCAGGACAGAGGCAAUUUAUUGAAGAAGCAGGAAAAAGAACUUACACGGUUAAAAGAUAAGGCUGAAGAAUCGGAGGUCUUAAAAACGCAAUUGAAUGAAAAUAUGGAGAUUAUUUCUAAUCUCCAGAUUCAGCUUCAGGCCAUGUCAGAGAAGAAUGAUGAGUUAAAUCAUAGCAUCAUUGAAAAUGACUCCCUGCUGAAACAGAAAAUAGAUGAUUACCUUAAUUUAAGGGCACAGUUUUCAGAACUGGAAGACAUGGUAUCACAACUCAAAAAACAGCUACACAGUACAACUACAGAGUCUGAUCAGUUGAAGAAAGUACUUAAGGAAAAGGAGUUGACCAUAUCACAGAUUCAGAAGAGCUUAGUGGAUCUCGGUGAGGAUUUCAACUUGAAACUGAAAGCUAAGGAGACUGAGUGUGGAACUUUUAAAGAACAAAUCACAGAUCUUCAAGAGUCUGUUGCAAAACUGAAUGAAAAAAUAAGUACUCAGUCAUCUGAAAUUAGUCAAUUGAAAGAGGUCCUUUUAGAAAAGGAGACUUCUGUAUCAGACCAGGCAAGAAUCCUGAAGGAACUCCAGAUAAGAGCAGAUGAGGCAGUCCUUUUCAAAUCACAGUUGCUGGAGAGCAGAGAGUUUGUAUCGCAGCUACAGGACCAGAUUCUCAAACUUUCCACAGAAUCCAAGAGACUCAGUGAAUCAUCUGAGGAGAAAAGCAGCGCUUUCUUAAAUCUGCAGGACAUGUAUGCAUCCCAGUCGGAACGCCUGCGUGAAUGUAACACAUUGAUCACUCAAAAGGAAGAAGAGAUCUCUAAUCUCAGUAAGUUGUUAAGUGAAAACAGAGAAUCUAGGUACUUUGCAGAAAAUACCUCAAACCUUCUAAAGAAUGAAAUUACACUUCUGAGAGAUGAACUUCAGCAAAUACAAACAUCAUAUGUUAAUAAUUUAAAACAAAAGGAUGAUGUUCUUCUCACUUAUCAGGCAAACAAUUCUUGUCUGACUGCUGAGAUUGAGCAGUUAAAGCCACAAUACCAAAAAGCCAUUCAACAGGUUCAGACAUUAAAUGAGAGUCUUGAACAAAGAGAAGCUGACUUGCAGUCCUUAAAAAGAGAGCACUCUGAACAAGUAGACCACAUUGACCUGCUGAAGUCAGAAAUAUUGGACUUGAAUCAAAAGAAUAAAAAAAUGAGAGAGGAAGCAGAACAGGUAAAUCAUAAUCUGCAACAGCAGCUGGAUUUGAUAGUCAGUGAAAAAACACAUUUGCAGCAAGAAGUUGAGAGAAUAACUCUAGAGAAAGUUGAGCUUGAUAAGAAUUACAAUAGUCAGUUACAAACAAUGAAGAAUGAGAUGGAUUUCAUCAAUAAGCAGCACGUCAGCAACAUGAGUGAAGCAGCAGAGCAGCUGACGACGGAGAAGGAGCUUCUUCAGAUGCAGGUUAGUGCCAAGAUUGAAGAAAUCAUCGGACUGAAGUUAGAAACUCGUAACAUAGAACACACCCUACAGGAAUCAGAAAAGGAGUGGUUGUCUAUCCUUGACAGGGAAACCCAGCUCAAAAAUCUUCUCACAGAGCAGUUGAGAAGCUUAGAAAAUGAGAUGAAGUCAAAAGACGUUAAAGUCCAAGCACUGCAAAAGGACCUAGAUACCUUGCAGGAAAAGUUUAAUGAGGUAACGUCUGCACUCAAAAUUAGCACUGAACAAUUAAAAGAAAGUUGUCAGCAAAUUGCAGUAGAUAAACAUCAAUUAGAAAAUGUAUUUGCAGCAAUUCAGAGAAAAGAUGGUGAAAUUUCAGAACUGCAACAGCAUUUAAGAGAUAGGGAAGAUGAGGUUAAAAUGUUAGAGAUAGAUAAGGAGUCAAGUAAUAAAAAUCUAUUCGAAAUCUCACAAUCCAUGUCUGAUAAAUUAGUAGCUUUUGAAGAAGAAAAAAAAUAUUUGCAAGCCACUAUUAAACAAAUAAAGGUAAAUCAUCAGGCAGAAAUGGAUUCUAUGAAAGCCUCUUUAGACAAUGUGACAGAGGUAUUGCAAGAAAAGCAGUCUGAACUUGCAGAGAGAGAGAAAAUCUAUCAAGAGAAGAACAAUCAGCUUUGUUUUUUGCAGGACCAAAUAAAAAAUCUACAAAAAGAUAUGGAUGCAGCUGCUACUGAUCUUAAAGAGGCAGUUACUGAACAUGAAUAUCAUCUUGGUGUAAUCAAAAAGAAAGAGGAUCAGAUUCAGUGCAUGAAUAUUCAGAUAAGCCAGCAAAAAGAAUUGCUCACCUCCCUUAGCCAACAGUUAAGAGAGAAGGAUGCAUCCGUCACUCAAGUCAUGGUAUCGGCAUCUAAUGAAAUGCUGAAAUAUAGUGACGAAAAGAAUCGGUUGAUUUCACAGGUAGAAAACCUUGAACAUUUGCAUCAUUGCUCCACAAAAGAACUUGAAGAACUUUCCCUUCAGCUUCAGGAGUGUAAAUCUCAGCUGUCUCUAUGUCAAAAUCAGAUAGAAAUAAAAGAUGUAGAAAAACAAGAGUUGGUCAAAGAAAAAGAGCUGAUGCAAGUGCAGUAUGAAAAACUAUCCAAAGAUAAAGAAAUAAUGAAGAAAAAGCUCCAGGCUGCACUGUUAGUGAGGAAGGACUUAAUAAAGAAGGUGGAAGAGCUUGAAAAGCAAAGAGAAGGUGGUGACCAGCAGGAUAAAGAAAUGUCUGAGUUGCAAGAUCAAUUGCAAGAAUUAAAAUUACAUCUUCAGACCACAACACAGGAACAUGAAAGUCACGUAGACCUUUUGAAAGAACAAAUACUACAAAAGGAAAGUGGAAUCCUAAAACUUUCCGAGGCCCUUUCUAUGAAAGAGUCUCUCUUGGAACAGCUGGAACAUAAUGUACAGUGCUUGCAAAGAAAGCUUAGCGAGCAGGAGACAGACAUUUUUCCUGCCCUCCAAUCAAUUAAUGAAAAAGAUAAAGUUAUUGAGCACCUCCAGUACAGCAUCAGUGAAAAAGAAGAAUCUUAUAACAGUGAACGAGCUGAGAUGAUCAAGAAGCUUGAGAAUCUGAGAGCAGAAUUAUUAAAGAAAGAAGAAAGCAUUCAGUUGAUAGAUUCUGUAAAUUCAAAUAUCGAGCAAGUUGACAGUAUGGCUUCAGAAGACACAGAGCUGACUCAAAUUAAGCAGGAAAAAGACAUUUUGCAAAAAAAGCUUCAUGCUGCUUUGUUAGCUAGGAAAGAAACAAUUAAAAAGUCUCAAGAAAAGGAACGGAAACAUGCAAAUGAGUUGUCAGAUCUAAAAGAAGAGUUCAACAAACUCAUGGAGCAGUAUUCUGAGCAAACUCAUGAGCUUAAUGCAAUGCAGAAAAAGUAUGAUGAAAAGAUAAAAGAGUCUGAAGAUAACCUGCAGGUUAUAGCAUCACUCCAGAGUCAGUUGAGUUCCAUCAGCAAUGUUGUCAAUGAAAAGGAAAAGGCUUUGCAAGAGUUUGACCUGCUACUCAAAGAACAUGAGAUGAGCGAACAAGCUGCCUUACAAAAUCAAGGUGAAUUAGAAACUCUUAAGAAGAAAAUUGAAGUUAUGACAUCAGAGAUGGCAGGUAAAGAAAUUUUGCUACAAACAAUCCAAGACCGUUCUAAAGUGUUAACUCAAAAAAUUGAACAGAUUGAACAGGAACUUGAAAAAGCACAUUUCGAGAUAAGGGAGAAGGCUGAAGAGCUAAUGGUGCAGCAGCAAGCAAUGAAGGUGGCCCAACAACAGUACCAACAAGAAAAGAAGUUAAUGGCUGAUGAGUCCAGUGAGCUGCAGAACCAAUUAAGGACAUGUCAAACAGAGAUAGACCAUCUUACAGUUGCCCUCGAGAAUGUGAAAAGAGAAAAAGAAUGCCAGUUAGAAGAUUUAAGUAACGCAAAUCAACUGCUUCUGGACACUACCAAAGACAUUAAAGAAGAGCUUGAAAAGGCACAUAAGAUACAUUCUGAAAAAUUAAAAGAGCUUCAGGACAUGAAGAAUAUUCUAGCAGAAACACAGCACAACUUUAGUCAAGAAAAGGAAUGUUUAAAAGUUGAGCUGGAAAACUUGAGAUCCUGCUGGAAAGUGUCUCAGGCUGAAACUGAAAACUGCAAAUUACACAUAGAAACAUUGGAGAAAGAAAAUGAUGACUUAUCUUCAGUUUUAGAAAGAUUUAAAGGGGAAGUUGUUACCCUGGAGGAAAAACUCAACAAAACAAAUAAACUAAAAGAAGACACGCUUGAGAAACUACUCGCCUUGGAAGCACAGAAGUCCAAAGAGGAUUCUACCUUUGGGAAAGAGACGUUGUUAGCCUUGCAGUCCCAAAAUCAAAACUUUGAAGCAAGACUGCAAGAUAAAGAGGGCAUUUUGCUCUCUCUUAAAUUAACAAUUUCUGAAAAAGAUGAUCUUAUUGCUGCUUUGGAACAGCAACUACAGAAGGAGCUGCAUCUUCAUGAGGUUGAAAGGGAAAAGAUGGAAAUUGAAAUUAAUGAACUACAGCAAAAGUCCAAUGCACGUCAGGUUAAAGAACAGUCAGAAGAAGGAAAAUCUAAUAAUGAACAGAUCACUAGAAAACUUCAGGCAGCUUUAAUAUCUCGCAAAGAAGCCCUAAAGGAGAACAGGACACUCAAAGAAAAAAUCCAGUUGCUGUCUUCCGAAAAAGAAGACAUAAUGAAUACAACUUUAAGCCUCGAGAGGUCAGCUGCUGAAAUGAAAAGGCAAAAAGAAGACUUGGAGCUUUCCAUGCUUUCUCUAAGCAAGGAAAAAGAAAAACUAGUUUUGGAAGUUGAUCAGGUUUUAAGUGACAACCAUAACCUUGCAGCUGCCUGCGAGAGCCUCAAACUCACAAUUGAAAAUAUCACACAACAGAAACAAGCAUUUUCAUGUCAGUUAGAAUCCUUGAAAGACUCCCAGACGGUCGAGUUAUCAGAGUGGAAGUCAAAACACACAGAGCUAAAACAAGAAUAUGAAUCUCUUUUACAAGCUUAUGAAAACAUCAGCAGUGAAAUGGAUAAAAUGCGACAACUCAUAGAGGCAGCUAGGAAGGAAAAACAGGAGGUUCUAUCCAAAUGGUAUAAAACUGCAUCUGAAAAGGAAAUCCUAGAGAAACAAGUCGGUGAAGCUGAAGAGGAAAAUGAGAAGUUGAAGGACAAGACGCGAAAGUUUGCUAAAGUAAAACAACAGAGGAUCCUAGAGCUGGAGCAGGAGAAUGAAAAAAUCAAAAAAGAGCUACUUGAACUCAGUGAAAAGCAAGUGGGCAAAGCUGAAGAACUCAGUUCUAGGAACACUCAGCUUGAAGCAGAGAAUAACAGAUUAAAAGAAACAUAUGAAGAACUUUUGGUAAAGCUAAAUGAAAUGAAGUGCGCAAAUCAAAAAGUGACUGAAGAACUUAAAGUUAUGAGUGAGUCCUUGGCAAACUGCCACAGCGAGUAUAAAGCUAAAGAAGCUGAAAUGGAGCGGAAACUAGAAGAGACUCUUAGUUUAAAUGAUUUGUUAACUCUGGAGGUAGAAACUCAAAAGGCAGUUAUAUCGGCCAAAUGCGAAUGUCUGAAUGUAUUGGAAAAGGAAAAGUGUAAUCUGUCUGAUCAGUUAGCACAAUUAAUAAAAGACCAUCAAGAAAAAUUGGAACAAAAGGAUAGUGCCUUAGCAGAACGUCAAGGAGUUAUCAAUAGAAAUGUGCAGGAAACUAUCAGUCUAAAUGAAAAGGUGAGGAUUUUAGAAGAUGACAAGUCUCUACUUCAGGAAGAGCUUGAGAAUGUGCAGGAGACAUCUGACAAAGUGAAAAAUGAAAAUGAGUAUCUAGAGACAGUGCUCCUUAAGAAUGCUGAAAAAAUUGAUGAACUUACUGAAACUGUCAAUACACUGCAAGUUCAAAAUAAAUCCUUGUCAGCUCAGCUCAUAGAGAUUAAGCAGGAAAAGAAUGAGUUCUGCAGGCAGAAGGAAGAUCAGCAGUUAAAAUUAGUGAAGGAGUUUGAGGAGAAGCUCAGGGUUGCUCAGAGAGGGAGUGCCGGGUCAAAAAGCAUAAAUAAAGAGUUACAGGAGUUGCUAAAAGAAAAGCAUCAAGAAAUCAACCAACUUCAAAGUGAUUGCAUCAAUUACCAGGAGGUGAUAUUAGACUUUGAAAGAUCUGCAAAAGUGUUGCAGUCAGAACAUAGUAAAGUGGAAAAAGAAUUAAAUGACACAAAAGAAAAGUUGUUAAAUUUAGAGACCAUAAUUCAAAACCUUGAAUCAGAAAUAACAUCGUAUAAGAAUCUACUGAAUGAGUCAAGGAACGAGGUUGAGAAAGUGAAUUCUGAAAUUGUGAAGUUACAUAAUCAGCUUGCACAAAAAGACAAACUUGCUGAGCUUCAGUUGAUGGAAAAAGAGAAGGAGUUGAAAGAACUCUUAGAGCAGCAAAAUACCCUUCAUAAAGAAAUGUUAAUGGAAUUGGAGGCCAGAAUUAAUACAUUGCAGCUAGAGAAAGAGAAGGAUGAAGAGACAGUGUUUGAAUUAAAGAAGCAAAUUGAAUCACAGGGCAUAAUGAACAGCAGACUUCAGAAAGAGGCAAACCUAAACUUGUCUAGGUUGGUAGCCGUUUCACAGAGUCUUCGAAAUAAUGAUGAGGCAAGACAGUGGGAGGAUAAAUUUCAAAAACUGAUUCAAGAUAAAGACGGUCAACUGUUGGAACAGUCCCAUGCAAUCAGCAGACUUAAACAAGACAUGAAAGUAAAGGAUGCACUUCUUAAUGAGCUUAAAGAGAAAUUCUUAAAGUUAGAGACAGCUUUGAGUGAAACAGAUACCCACUAUAAAGCAGCAGCAUCAGACUACCAGAAACAGGUAACCAUAAUGGAAGAGAAUAACAAAGAACUUUCUAAAAACAUUGAGGACUUAAGAAAACAAAUUGGAGGGCAGAGUGACGAUAUUGAGAAAUUACAGCAGGAUAAGAGCUCAUUGAACCUUAGACUUACAGACAAGUUAGAUUAUGUUUCCAAAAUGGAAGCAAACCUCACAAUGCUAGAGAUGAAACUUUCUAAUACUGAAGCCGAACUCUUCCUGGUUCGGUCUCAAAAUGACAAAUUGGUGGUUGACCUUGAGAAACAAGAUGCCAUCUCUGCUCAGCUGAAGUUGCUUCUUAAAAACAAAGAUGCUGAGAUUGCUUUGCUGCUGUCUUCUAGAGAAAUCUCGGAGUAUUUGGAAGAAGUUCAGAAACAUCACUGGGCUGAGAUUUUGGGCUACGAAGAUAGGUUAAGUGCUCUUUAUAGUGAGAGGGAAAAUGCAGAUAAGGCAUUCAGAGGAUUAGAAAGCAAUGUGAAAAGCCUUCAAGAGAAAUAUGAAAAAUCUCUUCAGGAGAAAGAACAAAUGAAUGCAAAACUGGAGAGCUUUAAGAAGGCAAUGAUGUCUUUGCAAAGUGACAGGGAUCACUUGAUGUCUAAAUAUGAGGUGUUACAGUCAAAGCUACAAAGUAUUGAAAAAGAAAAAGAAAUCUUAAUUAAAGAGGAACUUGGUGAAACCAACAAACUCAAGCAAGAAAUUAAGGCUCUACUUCAUCAAAUGGAUGACUUGAAUUCAGAAAAUGCUAUGCUGAAAGCACAGCUAAUUCGCUACAGGGAAGAUCUCAAUCAAGUCUUGUCACUUAAGGAUAACCAAUUAAAAGAACUUCUGAAGCAACAACUGGAUUCGAUUAAAAACCUUGAAAAUCAGAAAAAUGCCAUGGAUAAAAUGUAUAAGGAUGUUCUUCAGAACCUGGAGAAAGAGACAGAAACUACAAAAUCCUUAGAAGCAAAAAACUCAGAAUUAGGAAUUCAGGUUCAGACUCUUGAAGCCAACAUAUUAGCCUUAAAAAAAGAGAGACAGGAACUCAAUCAGAACAAGGUGAUUGCAGACUUACAACAAGCUGUUGAAGUUAAAGCUGCAGAAUGCAGUGAAUUGCAUCAAAAGCUUUUUGCACAGAAAAGCUCUGUUGAAGAUCUUAAGAGAAACCUCCGUCAACUUGAAAGUGACAUGGAAAAGAAAGUAAAAGAGACAAAGGAAAAGUAUAAUAAUGAGAUCAGUGCCUUUGAACGAGAGGUUGCCCUCAUGAGAAGUAUACGAGAAACAGCUGAGGAAAGAGUUGAAGAGCUCACAAGGGACUUGAUACAGACAGAGCAAUUAUUGUCUGAAGCGAGGAGUCAAAGCAAGGAGCUUAAGUCUCACAAUGAGUCUUUGGGGAAAGCCAUGGUCGCUUUGCAAAAUGACAGAGAUCAGCUCAUUGAAGACUUCAAGCUUUUGCGAAACAAGUAUGAUGAGGAGCUUAAAACGGCUUCUGCGGCGCUGAACAAGUUUGAGUUCCAGCUCAACAACAUGACCUCGGAAGUGAAGAUGUUAACUAAAGAAAGGUCUGCUCUGAUUCAGAAACUUUCUGCCUUUGAGAGCGACAGCACUUACAGUCAGCUGAUGGGGCAGGUAGAUGAUCUGUGUAAAACAGUGACUGAGAAAGAAGCUGAAAUUAAAAGGCUUACCUUAGAAAAUGAGACUUACAGUAAGCAGAUGACUGCUUUUUCCAAAUCGAUGGCCAGUCUACAGGAUGACAGAGACAGACUGAUUCAACAGUUGGGAGGAACAAAACGGGUUUAUGAAUCCAGACAAAGAGAAAGUUCUGCUUCCUCAUCAGUGAAAAGUGACAAAGAAUUGGAUGCCUUUAGGAGCAAUUUUUCUGAGCUUCAGACUGAAAAGGGCAGUGUGGUAAAAGAAAUGGGAAGCCAGAGGUUGGAAAAUGUUGAGUUAACACAGAUGAAGAUACGAGUUGAUGAGCUGCAGAAAGCACUGCAACAGGCGUAUGCCUACAGACAGCAGACAGAGAAGGAUAUCCGUGCAUACCAGUCAGAGCUCGGAGAACUAAGAUCCGAGAAGAACCUGCUGCUCUCUGAAUCUCGAGCUUUGAGACAGCAGCAUUUGAUGGUGGUGGCUGAAAAAGAUCGACAGAUCUCUGAACUGCAGAAACACCGCCCUGAAGCACUUGUAAAAGAAUCCAAAAAUGCCCCUUCACUUUAUCCAGUUAAGAUGGAAAGUGUUACCCUGGCAGCAAAAGAGGCUUCUGCAGAUCAAGUUACACAGCUGCUGAAAGAACGUGGCCAGCUUCAGAGUGACUUGCAGCGUUGCCUACAGGAGAUUCACCAGAAAGACCUCCGCUUUCAGCAGCUGAACGCCAAGAUGAUGCAAACCAUCGAAGAGAAAAUGGGCUUGUCGAUGCAGCUAAAAGCCGUUUCUCAAACUCUGCGCGAGACGCAGAUGAAUCUCAGCGAAGUUCAGAAUCGCUGUUAUUGGCUGGAGAGCCAGACACAAACACCAGCUGUACUGCCCUACCAGAACCCCGUUCAAGGUGCAGCUGCUGUCGAGGUGCCUCCAGGGGCACCGCAGGAAAAGACCAUGGUAGACAUUGAAAGCCUGGAUGGUAGUGAGCUGAGAAGGAGGCUCAUAGAAACAGAGCAGGCGUUGGAUUCUACACAGCAGGACCUGUCCCACCUGGCAGAGGAGCUGUCUGAAGAGCGGGCCAGGCGCGAGGCAGCUGAAGAGGCUUUAGGACUGGUGGCGGAAAGUGAUAAAAGUAUUGAUGCAAACAUUUCUAGAUCCACUCCAAGGGAAUACAGCAUUCAACUUGAAUCAGAUGAAGAGCACAGGGCACUUAUUAUAGACCCUGCUGAACAUGUGGUAGUACGCAAGAUGAAAGGUGGAGCUCUCUCUGUUAAGAGAUGGUUGAGGGGCCGCAGUCUGUACUGCUCUAAGCUGCUGACGACCAGAGCAAAAUCGCGCUACGUUUUCCUCACAUACCUGCUGGCAUUACACGUUGUGGUCUUCAUGUGCCUGACUGGACUACUGUAAACACUAACAUUUCUCACCAAAUACACUUGUGCUGCUGGAACCCAGUGUUUGAUUCUUUGGUCUGAGCUUUGUGGGAGGAGUGAAGUGUUGUGAGGCAGGGAUGUAACACAUUCAGUAAUAAAGCUGUCAAUUUGUAUUGAUAGCAAAAGUAGUCAGUAUAGUAUGUCAUAGUGUUAGAACAAAUUUAAGUCGCGGUGUCAAGAUUUACUUGGUAGAGUCAGGUUUUCUUCUCAGCUAAUUUAAAGCUGUUUAUGAAAGCUGCCUAAAAAUUAUUCUUUUAUGAAAACUCCUGAAUCUCCAUUUCCAUUUAAGCAUCUGUUUUUCAUUUCAAUGUAUCAACCACUCCAGAAGUAACCACUUUGCACUCCUCCCAUACAGCUGAGUCUGAAAACUUAAAUAUUUGCUUCUGCUGUAUUCAAAAACACUAAGGGUGUUGCUUGGAAAUUGUGCCAUGAUGUCUUAGCUGCUGAUUAAGCUAUGCACUGAAUUAACUGCUAUAUAGUUAUUUGAUAAAAACAAUUCAGCAGGGUUUUCCUCUCAGAGUUUGUUAUUUAAGGGUGUAUGUACUGUAUAUCAGGUUCUUUCCCCUCGUAUUGCAAUUUUCUUUUUAUGUUAUGCGGUAUUUAUCAUAUUCAAAUUGGUUACAUAGAAAUCACCUUUGAGUACAUAAAUGUAUGCUGUACAAUACAGCAGAUUUGCUUCAGCUUCUGUGUUCCGUAUAAUGAUGUGUAUAUAUGGUUUGAUUGAGAAGAAUAUUGAAGCUAACCAAACUACUGAGUGCAUCAAAGAUUACAUAUUUUCUAUACAGGAUCUAUUUUUAAAAAAUGUAUCUGUUCGCGUACACUAUUCACUUUGAAAGAAUGUCCUAUAGCCUUUUGAUCUAAUCAAGACGGCUGAAGUGUGCAAUACAGUGCGAUUUUUGGAGAUGCUGUUGCAUUCUGUUAAUUUUAAUAAAGGAAUUUAAAAAAUG
Messenger RNA from Lepisosteus oculatus (spotted gar), 16016 nucleotides. NCBI's taxonomy places the organism in Eukaryota, Metazoa, Chordata, Actinopteri, Semionotiformes, Lepisosteidae. The record is from RefSeq and is a predicted model, not a curated record.